UAGGGUCUUCGAUAUAUUGAUUAAAAGACUGCCGUACAGAGCUGGGUGACCUGAAGGCUUAAGCCACGCAAAAGAGACUCUCACCCUUAAAUACAUCCCCUCUUCUUUACUUUUAACUUGUUAUAUAUAUGCACCCACAUACAUGCUUAUGCUUCUUCCAUUAGUUAAACAAAAAGUUAAACAUUUUGAGUAACAAUGAGAAGCUUCUUCAUCCUACGUUGCUUCUUGUUAUUCUUCUUUUUGUUCCACCUAGCCUUUGCAGCUGCGGGGAAAAUAUGGAGCAGAACAGAGAUGCUGGAGAUGGCUGGCUACGGUGAACAAAAACUCUCCUCUGUGAUCAUCACUGGAUCACUUAUCUGCAACACUUCACCUUCUCACCUUCACUCCAUAGCUAUUCCAGGUGCUACUGUUGCCAUCAAGUGUCACACUGGAUACAAAAGGAGAUCCAAAUGGAUUAAAGCUGUUACUGAUGAUCUGGGAGAGUUUGAAAUCGAUCUUCCUUCCCAGCUCCACGCAAUUCCAGACUUGGAAAACACGUGUGUCAUCAAGCCAAUACAUGUGCCUGAGCUCUAUAGAUGCCACCACAAUUCGACCAAUACACACAAACGCAUCAAACUUGUUUCCUCUACAAACAGCUUCCGUGUCUACACCUCAGGGAAGAUCAGGCUACAGGGCCACAGUUUGAAAUCAUAGCAAGCUCGCGUGGUGUCAAACAUUUUCAAAAAAAGAUUUAAAACAGAAACAUGAAAAUUCUUAAAAAUCCACUGUGAAAAAGCAUUUUGUAUGGUCCUUCACUUGUUUAGCUGGCGCUUCAGUCACAGAACCAAGUCGAGUCUCUCUUUCAUGUGUCCCACAAUGUAAUUAAGAACGAUGUUUGGAUGAUAAUAUAUGUAAAGGUUCUCAUGAUUUUGAUACAAACAGCAGUACGGUCAAAUUUAUACAAA
Messenger RNA from Brassica napus (rape), 944 nucleotides. RefSeq lists its product as uncharacterized. Bases 196 to 693 code for a protein of 165 amino acids. NCBI's taxonomy places the organism in Eukaryota, Viridiplantae, Streptophyta, Magnoliopsida, Brassicales, Brassicaceae. The record is from RefSeq and is a predicted model, not a curated record. The transcript has 2 exons.